This is a messenger RNA of Rhopalosiphum padi (bird cherry-oat aphid), 694 nucleotides long. RefSeq lists its product as uncharacterized. The record is from RefSeq and is a predicted model, not a curated record. NCBI's taxonomy places the organism in Eukaryota, Metazoa, Arthropoda, Insecta, Hemiptera, Aphididae. The transcript has 2 exons. Bases 1 to 474 code for a protein of 157 amino acids.
AUGGACACAAACCAAUACGAAAAACAAUGCGAACAACAGAAUUUGAUGAACACACUGAAAGAGAUUCAAAGAGAAAACACGAACAGAAGAAUAAAUUGUGGGCAGGCGAAUCCGAGUUCGGGCCCAAAGAAACGCACUCCUUGCUGUACGUUGUCGCCCGUGACGCCGACUCCCCUGAUCAAUUCCAACGUUUGCGAAAGACAGAGAUUGCCGAACAGAAAUUUUUGCACCACCGUCAAAAACGAAUGUGACGUGUCUGAAUUGACCGAGUACGGAAAAGGAUUCAUAGCGAACAAUGGAAAAUUGGCUUCGAGAUGUGUGUGUGUAAAAUUCAACGGUCUUCAAGACUCGUGUCGGCAUCCUGGGUGUUACAACAAGGACGGAUGUUUGGACAAUCCGUUCCCCACGUGUCCACCAGCACAACAGUGGAGAAUGGAUUACAAUCCAAUCAAAAGGAAAAACAGUAGAUGCUAAGAUACCCAACCAGCUGUACACUAUACCAAACACUUAAACAAUAAUAAAAAAACACUGUAUAAAACGUACGAUAUCUACUACACUACUGUAGUAAUGCUAACCUAACCGAGAAGCACAUAUUAAAAUUAUUAUCAUAAAAAAAAAAAAAAAUAAUAAUUUUAAUUUAAUUUGCCCAUUAUGAUUAGGUCUUGAUAUAGCUUAUUUUUUUUUUUAAAUCGAG